AUGAAGGUCUUGCCAGAGGCAGCGAGGGCAGCCCUCGCUAGAUCCAACAAGGAGCAAAAACGAUUUCUCGGAUUCUUCUGCGAAUCGGAGAUGGAAUUGUCACCGACCCCCUUGACGAUUUUCAUUCUUGGCCUCAUCAGCAUUCUAGGCAUUUCCCCAGCUAACACUGCUCUUGCUGUAACUGAUGCAAGUAGCCCGUUGUCCACUUAUAUAGUCCAGGUACGAAAGCGGACCGACAAGCAUUCUUUUGCUUCAGAGGACCUCGACACUUUGUAUCGGUCGUUUUUACCUACCACAGCAGCUAGCUCUAACCAAGAGCAAAGAAUGGUACACUCAUACCGACACGUGCUAUCCGGGUUCGCGGCCAAAUUGACCGCUGAGGAAGCUAAAGCCGUUCGGGAUAAGGACGGUGUUUUGAACGUGCGUCCGGAGAAGACGCUCUCUCUGCGCACAACUCACACCCCCGACUUCUUGGGAUUGCACCAAGGAGUCGGGCUCUGGAAGGAGUCGAACUUUGGUAAGGGUGUGAUCAUCGGAGUAUUGGACUCGGGGAUUUUCCCCAACCACCCUUCCUUCAGCGACAAGGGGGUGCCUCCGCCCCCGGCCAAAUGGAAGGGCAGGUGCGACUUCAACGGCACGUCCUGCAACAACAAGGUCAUCGGUGCGAGGUCAUUCAUCGGCUCGGUCUCCGUCAUGCAGGCCAAUCCGCCGUAUGAUGGUGUGGGCCAUGGCACACACACAUCCAGCACAGCUGCCGGUGCUCCUGUGAGGGAUGCCAGCGACCUCGGUAAUGCCAAAGGCACGGCCAUAGGCAUGGCGCCUCUUGCACAUUUGGCAAUGUACCAGGUUUGCGACGUUUACGGGUGCCGUGACGGCGACAUAUUGGCUGGGAUCGAUGCGGCCAUCGAGGACGGUGUCGACGUGCUUUCCAUCUCUAUAGGAGGAAACUCCAAGCCGUUCUUCGACGACCUGAUUGCCAUGGGCACAUUCGCCGCCACCCAAAAAGGCAUCUUCGUCAGCUGCUCCGCAGGGAAUUCGGGGCCAGCCUACAGCACAAUGGAAAACGAGGCACCGUGGAUUCUCACUGUUGGAGCAAGCAGCAUUGACCGCAGCAUAAAGGCCACGGCGCGGCUCGAGAACGGGCAAGAGUUCGAUGGGGAGACCUUGUACCAACCGCACGCCUUCCGUCCGGCUCUACUUCCCCUUGUUUAUCCGGGAGUAAGCGGAGAUCAAACCAUUGCCCAAUGCCUUCCUGGAUCACUAAAAAGCCGCUCGGACCUCCAAAGGAAAGUGGUUGUGUGCGACUUGGGCGACGGAAGUGACCCAGUCGCGAAAGGUCGAGAGGUCAAAGAUGCAGGUGGUAUUGCCAUGAUCCUCGUGAACGGCCGCACCGAGGGAUACACCACAUUGGCUGAUGCGCAUGUCCUACCCGCCGUCCUCCUACCAUUUGUCGCCGGGAGAGAGAUCAAGAACUACCUAAGCACGGCGUCAGCACCGACGGCCACGAUCUUAUUCAGAGGCACUCAGAUCGGGCGAUCGGUAGCCCCGGCUGUGUCAUUCUUCUCUUCCCGCGGCCCCAGCAUCCAAAGCCCAGGCAUCCUCAAACCAGACAUAAUCGGCCCGGGCGUGAACAUUCUCGCCGGUUGGCCAUUUCGUUUACGCAACUCCACGGACAAGAAGCGCGCAUUCAACAUAAUCUCCGGGACCUCCAUGUCCUGCCCCCACCUCAGUGGUGUGGCGGCGCUGCUCAAGAGCACGCACCCGGAUUGGUCUCCAGCGGCCAUCAAGUCUGCCAUCAUGACCACUGCAGCCACCUCCGACAUGGAGGGCCGACCCAUAGUGGACCAGACACUUCAUCCGGCGGACAUUUUCGCCACCGGUGCAGGACACAUCAACCCAUCGAAGGCGGUCGACCCGGGUCUCAUUUACGACAUAGAACCACGAGAUUACGUUCCUUACCUUUGUGGGCUCAACUAUACCGACUCUGAAAUCGAGCGCAUAGCGCAAAAAAAGGUCACAUGCUCGAGCAUAACCAGCACACCCGAUUACCAACUCAACUAUCCAUCGAUUAGCAUGAGGUUCGAGGGUUCGGUAACGAAGGUGAGUGUGACGAGAACGGUGAGGAACGUCGGACCCGCGAAGUCGCGUUACAAGUCGGUCAUCGACCCAAUCAAGGGCCUGGACUCAAUCGGCGUGUACCCGAGUUUCCUGGAGUUCACAAAGGCGAACCAGACAGCGAGUUUCAGGAUUGACUUCACAAGGAGAGUUGACUGGGACGCCACCGCGACGCCGUUUGCCCAAGGGGCGAUCACGUGGGUGUCUGCUCAGCAUUCGGUUCGAACCCCUGUCGCUGUUGUGUUUAAGUGA
Rhodamnia argentea is the source of this 2367-nucleotide messenger RNA. RefSeq names its product subtilisin-like protease 1. The coding region runs from base 1 to 2367 and encodes 788 amino acids. The transcript has 2 exons. Gene Ontology annotation, biological process: proteolysis. The record is from RefSeq and is a predicted model, not a curated record. Gene Ontology annotation, molecular function: serine-type endopeptidase activity. NCBI's taxonomy places the organism in Eukaryota, Viridiplantae, Streptophyta, Magnoliopsida, Myrtales, Myrtaceae.